Molecule: messenger RNA, 6879 nt
Organism: Oreochromis niloticus (Nile tilapia)
Lineage: Eukaryota; Metazoa; Chordata; Actinopteri; Cichliformes; Cichlidae
Gene: zfc3h1
Product: zinc finger C3H1-type containing
Exons: 36
Coding region: 226-6321 (2031 amino acids)
Biological process (GO): RNA processing
Cellular component (GO): nucleus; exosome (RNase complex)
Molecular function (GO): protein binding
Source: RefSeq, a predicted model, not a curated record
CGGAUCGGGUAGCGACACUCCUUUUAUGUGCUUUUUCCGGUCCCGCGAAGUCUCGCGUUUUAUCGCGGUGAUUGUUGGUAGCAGCGGCGCUAGCAGAACGCUAACAGAGAGCUAACGGUCAGAGCGGAGAGAACCUCCGCGAAGCUGCUUCAGAGCCACGGAAUGAGCUCCGGGACCCGCCGCUGAGUUCGGCCCCAGUAGGGAGCUGCAGACGGUCACCCCAACAUGGACGUAGACGUUCCGAACAGAUCCGCCGCGGAGGACGGGGAGCUAGAAGACGGAGAAAUUUGCGAUGAUGAUACCGAGGAGAGAGCGCCUCCGCGGCGGGGGGAUGGGAGCAGGCCCCGCGGCGGUGCUCCUCCUCGGCCACGAAAGCCGCACAAGCACCCGCACGGCGCGCCGCCGCACUUGGGCCACCCGCCGCCGGACUUCCGCCACCUCAUGCCCUACAGCCUCGGCCCUCACGGCCCAUUCCCGGCCGGCCACCGGCAACAGUGCGGGCCGAGCGGGCCCGACCGGCCUCCCUCCCCGCCACCGUCGCCGCAGCAGCCUCCCGGGCUCGGCUCUCACGGGGAGCCCGGGCCGCGGUCCAGCUUCUGGGAGCGGAGCCACGGCACGCUGGGACGCUUCCGGCACCGCGGCAUGCCGAACGGAGGGCCCGGGGGCUGGAGCCGCGGCGGCCGGGGGGGCAACAGCCGGCCACCUCCCGGACGGUACCUGCCCGGAGAGAGCCACAGCUCCCCCGCGAGGAAGCAGAAACCUCUCGGGAGGAACCGGCUCAGGAAGGCGGCUCACGGCGCUCCCAGGCCAGAGAGCAGUGGUGACGAGUCCUUUGAGGAUCUGCUGUCCAAAUACAAACAGAUCCAGAUUGAACUCGAGUGCAUCCGCAAAGAGGAGACGAUGGCCCUGGAGCCACGGACGUCACCAGUCAGGGACGACGUGGUGGAGUGCGUAGCCGCCGCUCUAACGGACGCCAAAGCUGAACCGGGCCCGGCUCUGAGUCCGGCAGCAGCCGCGGAGGAGGCGUCGGAGCUGGAGAGGAAGAAAGUGUUCCAGGCCUUCAACAUCAAACCGCUUCGUCAGAAACUCCCCACGCCAGCCGACCUGGACGAGCUGCAGAAGAAGUGGGCGGAGCCUGGUGGUGAAGGGGAUCAGCCAAUCACAGAUAACGGAGCAGAAUUGGAAGGAAAAGGUGCCAAAGAAGCAGAAGAGGGGACGCGCGAGAGCGGCGGUGAGGGAGAGCAGCGAGCAGGAGGAGGAGACCCCGCAGACGAGAGGCCGCGUGACCCGUGCAUCACGGAGGAGCAGGAGAAACCGCCGCCGCCGUGUCCCAGCGAGUCGUCGGCGUCCAGCGAGGACUCUCCAGAUAAGGCCACAGAGAAGGUGGUGGUGGUGGAGGAGGAGGAGCUGUCAGAGCUGCAACUGCGUCUCCUCGCUCUGCAGUCGGCCAGUAAGAAGUGGCAGCAGAAGGAGCAGCAGGUCAUGAGGCGGAGCAAAGAACGCAUCACUAAAGCCGCCCAGGAGAAGAGCUCGGGCCCCGGGGCCGCCCUACACGCCAGGCAGAGGGUCACCACCAGGUCCGCCUCCUCCGCCGCCGCCACAGAGAGGAGCAGGACCAGGUCCAAACCUCAGGACAGGGACCGCGAGCGGAACAAGACUGGGCCCAGACCUCAGAACAGAGACAGACCCAAGCCGAGUCCCAAAGCCGGACCUAAAGCCCCGCUGGAGAGGGCCCGCACGCCGGGGAAGGCUCACAUCACCAAGAAGAUCAGCCCAGGUUCAGCGGCAAAGCAGGCGUUCAGGAAGCAGCAGGUGAGGACGUGGAAGCUGCAGCAGCAGAGAGAGCAGGAGGAGAAGCGGCGCCAGGAGGAGGAGGAGCGCCGCAAGCGGGAGGACGAGAUCCGGCGAAUCCGCGACCUGUCCAACCAAGACGAACAAUAUAACCGCUUCAUGAAGCUGGUGGGCGGAAGGAAGAGGACGUGCAGCAAGUCCAAGGACCGGGACCACCGCAAGUCUGCGGGCAAGCCGGGCCUGGACACCUCGGGGAACCUCUACCAGUACGACAACUACGACGAGGUGGCGAUGGACACGGACAGUGAGACGGGUUCACCAGUCCCGUCGCCGACGCACAGCAACCUGCUGUCUGUGGAGGAGGCAGCGUGCGUCCCUCACCUGUACGGCACCGACCCCAUUCCUUUCGGAAUGGAAUUCUCGCAGCCCUUCCUCCCCCGCUGCUCUCCGCCAUUCCUCCCCCACAAGAGCUCCAGCGCUCCUCCUUCUCCAGGUGGGCCUCCUCCCGCAGACCUUCAGCCUCCACCCAGAGGAAACCUGAGCACGGUCAGUCUGAACACGGUGCCUCAACCCCGCCCCAACAAGGCCGCCAGAGCACACCUCAUCGCCAGAGCGCCGCUUGUGCUGCCCAGACAUAAGGCGGUGGUGGUUUCUCUCAACGACUCUGACGACAGCGACUCGGACAUGGACGCCUGCAGCUCGUCACAGGCGGUGUUUGGCGGCCUGGAGUUCAUGAUCAAAGAGGCCCGGAGGACGGUGGAGGCGGCGAAGCCAAAAGGAGCGUCGGCCUCAGAGAAGGAGAACAAUCCGGUCCGAACGCCGGAAGCUCUGCCUGAUGCCAAGAAGGCCGAGUACCGCCUACUCAAAGAGGAGAUCGCCAGCAGGGAGAGGCAGAGGAUGAUGAAGGAACAGAGUCCUCGUGGCUCCGCCUCGCCCGCCACUGCAGACUCCGACUCCUCCCUGAAGCCUACAGCAGAGCUGAAGCUGAGCGAGGCCGAGCUGAAGCUCACCAAACACAGGGAGCUGCUGCAGAGAGACGAGGCCAUGCUCCGACACCUGCUGCAGCAGGAGCUGAAGAAGAACGAGUCGCUGAAGGCCGCUGAGGCCAAAGUGGCCAAACUGAGGGAGCAGCUGCAGGCGUCGGAGAGGAUCGUCAGCGCCAACAAGAUGCUCCUCAGGAAGCUGCGCGAGCAGGUCCACCGGGUGGAGCAGCGGGUCUCCGUGAAGAAGACGGUGGCAGUGCGGUUGGAGCAGGAGCUGCUGCAGGCUCACCUGGCUGCUGGCAGGGCACCCAAACGGCGAGCGGACUCCAGCCGGCCCACGCUCAGCAAGUUGCCGCGACGUGACGCAGCGCCCCGUGGUUCUGAGCGUCACUUCGCCGAGCUCAUCGCUCAGAAGCAACGACUGCAGCAGCUCGAGUCCGAGUACGCGCUGAAGAUCCAGAAGCUGAAGGAGGCGCAGGCGCUGCGAAACAAAGGCAUCCCGCCAGAGCUCCCCGUAGAGCCGCCGUCACGACCCGCCACACCCCCGGAACCUCAGGUCCAGCUGCCGCAGCCCUCACUGCACGACCUCUCCCAGGACAAGCUGACGCUGGACAGCGAGGACGCCGCGGAGGCCGAGGAUCACGAACCGGAACCUGUGCCCGCUGCUGUGGCCAGAGGCAGCCGUCGAUCCUCCUUCCGUCAGUCCAGCUGCUCCUUCACCAAACCCCACCUGGACGCCGCGAGCUCGGCUCCGCCUAAAGACAUCGGCACUGCUGCCAAGCCCGUGAAGGCGCUGCCCAGCAGCUCGGCAGGUGUGGAGCUUCCUGUUGAGAUGUUCGCGGGGCUGGACGUGGAUGCUCUGAAGCGGCUGUACCAACAGAAGACGCCUCUGAGAGAGCUGCUGCUGCUGGAGCUGCAGGUGCUGGGGGAGGAUGUGGACCCCGCCGCACAGGUGUUUCCGGCUGAGGUGGAGACGGCGGUGAGUUCGUCGAGCAGCUCGGAGCUGAGGCCGCUUCCCUUCAGACCGUACCACAGCCCUCUGCUGGUCUUCAGGUCCUACAGGUUCAGCCCGUACUACAGGACCAAGGAGAAGCUGUCUCUGAGCUCGGUGACAUACAGCAACGCCAUUGAAGCAAAGAAGUGCUUCUGCCGCUUCGACCUCACAGGAACGUGCAACGACGACGGCUGCAGAUGGCAGCACAUGAGGAACUGCACUCUGAGCGGGAACCAGCUCUUCCAGGACAUCCUGUCCUACGACCUGUCGCUAAUCGGUUGCUCCGACAGCAGCUCGGACGAGGACGUGUGCGCCGCCACAGAGAAGUACAUGAAGAGGCUGUUCGGCUCUAACAAGGACCGCAUGGGGGUCGAUCAGAAGGCCGUCCUCCUUGUCAGCAAAGUCAACGAAAGCAAGCGCCACGUCCCGCCCUACACCACCUACAAGGACGCGAGGAGGUGGAGGCCGAAGCCAUCGACGCAGAGUGACCUCAGUCCUGAGGACGACGGCAGUGACGACGAGGGGAUGGCGGCCGAUCACAUGACACCUGGCAGAGACGGCAGUGCUCACAUCGUCCUCUCCACUCUGGACGCCUGCGUCACCUCGGAGGACAAACGCUACUUCAUCAGCGAGACGGACGACAUCGCGAACCUGGAGGUCAGCGUCCUGGAGAGCCCCCGAGACACUCAGCUGUGGAUCAAGCUCGCCUUCAAAUACCUAAAUCAGAGCGAGAUCUCUGCGGCAGAGUGUUUGGAAGCCGCCCUGAACACGCUGUCACGUGCUUUGGAGAGCAACUGCGAUAAUCCUGAGGUGUGGAGCCAUUACCUGUCCUUGUUCUCCAGGCGGGGCAGCCGGGAGGAGGUGCAGGAGAUGUGCGAGAUGGCGGUGGAGCACGCCCCCGACUACAGAGUGUGGUGGAACUACCUGAACCUGGAGAGCUCAUUCGAAGGGAAAGACUACGUGUGCGAGCGUCUGCUGCAGUUCCUCCUCGCCGAGUCGUCAUCUGGAGUCAUGGAGAAGCUGUCCUUCCAGCUGAUGGAGGCGCUGCUCUACAGAGUCCAGCUGAGCCUGUUCACGGGCCGGCUGGAGAGCGCGCUCGCCGUCCUGCAGAAUGCUCUGAAGUCGCCUCAGGACCGGAGCAUUGCCGACCACCUGACGGCCGCCGACCGGGCGCUGCUCUGGCUCUCCUACAUCCACCUAACGGAGUUCGACCGACUGCCGGCGUGCCUGUACGACCCCGCGGAGUCGGGCCCGUCCCGUGUAGUCAGCAGGGAGCCGUUCCUGCUGCCAUGGAGGACGCCGCGGGACGUCAGGACGCCCGCCGACAUCCUCGUCGCUUUCUUCCAAGACGGCGUCCGUCAGUGCAGCGACGAGCACGCGUCUGACAGCGAGAGGACGCUGGCCUGCCUUCCUCUGCACACCAACCUCAUCUUCCUCUACAAGUUGCUGCAGAGGUACAGCGAGGGCAUCGCUCUGUGCGAGUCGCUGCUCGAGUUCUGUCCCGAGUCGUGCAUUCUGCGAGACGCCCUGGCCGGCCUCCACCUGCACGGCGGGAGCGGCGACCGGGCGGUCAGCAUGUGGCUCCACGCUCUGGCCGAGUGCCCUCACAACGCUGAGGUCUUCUACCACUGCUGCAAGUUCCUCAUGGCUCAGGAGAAGGCGGGCGCCAUCACGCCACUGUUCAGAGGCUUCGUGCUGUCGCUUUGCGAGGACGAGCAGAGUCCAAGGACGCCCGUAGACGUGCUGCGGUACAUCCUGGGCUUCUCCUCCUCCUCCGAGCUGCUUGGAGGUCCCGUCAUCAAGAAGGAGCUCCAGGAGCGGCUGAGGCAGCAGAUGAGCUUCCUCCACCUCAUUCACUGUCGGUGGCAAUGGCUGCACGGCUCGGUGGAGGACGCAGCGGAGGCAUUUGAGCGAGCGCUGGGGGCUGUCACCCAGCUGGAGGAGCUUCACAGGCUGUGGAUGGAUUACCUGAUGUUCAGCUGCAGCCCACAGGCCCGCGCCGCCUCGCAGUCCAGGACGUUCUCAGACCUGGUCCAGCGCUGCCUCAGCACCACCCCCUCGAGACUCGAGCUCCCCUUCAACCCGGCAGAGUUCUGGAACUGCUACCGCUUCCACAACAAGGUGGUCGCGCUUUACCUGAGCUGCCUGCCGCCGUCCCAGCAUGCACUGCUUCUGGAGAGACUGAGCUACACUAUGCCCAAUAACACUGAGCUGGGCCUCAGGUUGCUGCACCAGGAGUGGCUGGAUGGGAACGUGGAGCACCUGAAGUUCCAGGCCCGGAUGCUGAGCGGUAACGUCCCCAAGUGUCUGAGCAGCUGGAAAAUAGCAAUCGCUGUGGAGGAGGAGCUAAAGGAGCGAGCUGAGGUGCGUCACAUGUUCCAGCAGGCCCUGCAGAACCUCCCACUGAGCGCGGCCCUGUGGAAACAUCGUCUGCUACUGGAGGCAGCGGAAGGCGGGGCCUCGGAGCGCCUUCGGCGGCUGUGGGACUGCUGUCAGCGGGCGGGGGUGAGCGUGAGCGGGGGCGUCGGCCCAUCGCUCGGCGAGGAUGGCUGAUCGGACUGAUCAAUAAUAGAUCAAUAAUGAGAGGCUGUAGGUGACUGAGUGAGAGCAGACGAGGUAAGCCAGACGUCCCCCUCCCCGGCCGCUGAAGCCACGCCCCCUCCGGGAGCGCCUCGGUGUGAGUGUAAGUAUCGAGAGCUGAGUGCCGCCCUCACUCUUCAUCACCUUUCUUUAGUUCCUCACCUUUGAGUUGGAGUCAUUUCCCUCCCUUUUAUAUCUCAUUUACCUGACGGGGAGGGCGGGGGGAGGGGGAUGCUGGGGUGUGUUUGGCCCCCGUGUGUGUGUGUCAAGAGGACGCCGGCGUCGCCGGUCUGUGGACUCUUUAGUUAAACAAACUGAGUGUUGCUGAGGCGACACGGCUGAGAAAGGGAGCGGAUGCAGAGACUGGACCGACCACCACCGCUGUCGGCCACGCCCCUCUGAGACUCAUGUGCAAUGUGCUUUUGUUUUGUCAAUCAGCUGAUUAAAGAGUAUUAGCAGCAGAGGAGACGCACGUCCUGCCACUGAUGUUUUUUUUACAUUCACCUGUUAUUAAAUUAUUUUCUAAAAUAA